Messenger RNA from Stomoxys calcitrans (stable fly), 1834 nucleotides. RefSeq names its product mitochondrial amidoxime-reducing component 1-like. Bases 119 to 1138 code for a protein of 339 amino acids. The transcript is spliced from 4 exons. Gene Ontology annotation, molecular function: molybdenum ion binding; pyridoxal phosphate binding; catalytic activity. Lineage: Eukaryota; Metazoa; Arthropoda; Insecta; Diptera; Muscidae. The record is from RefSeq and is a predicted model, not a curated record.
UACUUAAAUAUUCCAUUCCAAAAAUCUCCAGAUAGCUGCUGCGAAAGUCAUUUUCAGUUGCGUUCAUUAUCUGCAUAUUGAUUGACGACAGCCAUCGGAUUUGUUGCAAAAAGGCAAAAUGUCAAAUUUCAGCACAAAUAAAGCUCUGUACGUUGGGAUUGGUGCUGGUACAAUUGCCGCAGGUGCUGUUUCCUACCUCUACUAUCGAUAUUUGAAGCGAGAUGUUAUGCCCUCAAAAUGGCGUCGAGUAGGAACUCUGGACAAAAUCAAUUUAUUCCCUGUAAAGUCUUGCGCUCCACUUGAAGUGUCCGAUAAAGAUGGCACAUGGUCUGCCGAAGUUUUGGGGCUGCGAUAUGGUGGGGUCGGGGAUCGGUCAUUGAUGUUGAUUAACGACCAAGAUGAAAUGAUAACAGCGCGUGUUUACCCAAAAAUGGUGCUAAUAAAAGUAAAACUGGUGGGAGAAUCGAAGUUAAGCAUAACGGCUGAAGGAAUGGAACCACUAGAGUUGGAUUUUACCAAGUUGGUCAGAGAAGCACCUGGUGCAGACGUCCAUACGUCAGUGUGGGGUGCAAAGUUAGAUGCAAUGUUGUGUGGUGAAAAGUACGACAGAUGGUUUUCGCGCUACAUUCUCAAUAAAGAUUCUGGUUUGCGCUUAGUCUACUAUCCUUACCCGGUGCCUGUGAGGGCAACAGUAGCUCGAAUGACAAAAGAGCCAUUUUUAAAACAAGAAGAUUCGGGUGCCUUCGGUGAUGCUACCUCGUAUAUGCUUAUGAAUUUGUCUUCAGUUGAUGAUCUACAAGAACGCGUAAAGAAACCCAUUGAUCCCCUCCAGUUUCGCGGUAACUUUCAUUUGCGCAUGGAUGCAAAUGAGCCCUUCGCCGAAGACAAUUGGAAGUGGAUACGCAUAGGCGAAGAAGCUGUAUUCAGGGUCGUAGCACCCUGUACUCGCUGCAUUUUCCCAAACAUCAAUGUUGAAACUGGUGAGCGGGAUCCCGAAGGGGACCCUUUAAAGACGUUGAAAAGUUUUCGAAUGUUUAAGAACUACGGCAGUCCAGCAAUGGGUGUACAUAUAGGCAUCCGCCGCAUUGGUCAAAUAAAACCUAACGACGUCAUCUACGUCGAGGACACACAGCCAUGAGUUAUAUCUACAGGACGCUGAAAAUGAAGCGGGAAAUUCUAUUUAACUUUAGAUCUUUCUUACGGUUUAUAAAAAUUUUACAUCCAAUUUUAUUUUCCUAAAUUUAAUGUUGUUUUUGAAUGUGUUCAGUCUUUGUUUUUACCCACAUACAUAUGUUCAUUUAAUGGCUGGUACUAUGUUCGUUUUUCACUGUUGAAAACCCAUGUUUUUGGCGAUUACUUUUUUGAAACAAUACACAAAUUACAAUCAUAAAAUAAAAAUUUUAUUAAAAUUUUACCAUAAGUAAAGUGGAAAUGUCCAUGAGCAAUGAGGGAAUGAAAUCAGCAGUUUAUUUGUAUUAAAAUCUAUUACCCAAAAAAAGUAAUCGGCGAAAAGUAUCGCCAAAAGCUAAUAUAGUAUCAGCCUUAAUUCAAUCCAUAAGGCCAAAAAAGAAUCAGCGCAAAGCAACGCUUUGGCGCCUAAAAAGACUACUUCAAGCAGGGCAACACAAAAUGACGCUCGAUUUCCGUCGUCAAAGUGGAAAAUUCUUUAACUUUUGCGUGUUUUUUUUAUGCGAAUAGUGUGCAUAGUUGCAUUUUUCAACGCAACGCUCAAAAACAAAGCUCAACGCGCUCAUUCUGUUUUGGCCUUAAAUCCUGGUGAAUGAUAUGUGAAAAUCAAUAACCAUAAUCGUUAAUAAAAUAAAAGUGAAACUAA